AUGAAAAAUAAACUAAAGAAACAAAAUAAACGUGGAUUUUCUUCAAUUGAAGACGAUAACUAUAAUACAACCAAUACAACUGAAAAGCUCAAAAUUAACAAAAAAGCAACAAACAUUAAUAUAAAACCUAAAAAGAAUUCUGGAUCUAAUGCUUUUAACAAUUUACAAACAUUUCGUACAAGAUUACCAAUAUGGAAAGAACAAAAGAAUUUAAUAGAAACAGUAAAAAAUAAUGAAACAAUUAUUAUCAUAGGUGAAAUGGGAAGUGGAAAAACAAUAACUCAACCACGUCGAGUUGCUGCUAUAAGUUUGGCUACAAGAGUAGCAAAAGAAUUUGGAUCAAAACUUGGUCGUGAGAUUGGAUAUUCCGUUCGAUUUGAUGAAAUGACAUCUAAUUCUACUAUCAUCAAAUAUCUUACAGAUGGAAUGUUAUUACGUGAAUUACUUUCAGAUCCAUUACUUUUAAAUUAUUCUAUAGUUAUUUUAGAUGAAGCACAUGAAAGAACAAUGCGUACCGAUAUUCUUUUUGGUAUGAUGAAAAGAGCUCAAGAAAUUAGAAGAAGUAAAAUGAAACCUUUGAAAAUAAUAAUUAUGAGUGCAACUUUAAAUUCUGAAAAGUUUGCAAAUUAUUUUAACACUGCAGCAAUAUUGAAAAUUUCUGGUCGUCAAUUUCCUGUUAAUAUAAUUUAUUGUAUGGAACCGAAAUCAGAUUAUUUGGAUACCGCCUUUACGUCUAUAUUGCAAAUACAUAUUGAACAGCCAGCUGGUGAUAUCUUGGUGUUCUUGCCAGGUCAAGAAGAUAUUGAAACUCUCGAAAAGUUAAUAUUUGAACAUUCUUCCGCAAUUCCACCAGAAAAACCAAAAAUUAUUACAUGUUUGUUAUUUGCUGCUCUACCUACAGAACAACAAACUAAAGUUUUUGAUCCAGCACCGCCAGGAACUCGUAAAGUUAUUCUUUCUACCAAUAUAGCAGAAACAUCUAUUACUAUUGAAAAUAUUUCAAAGAAUUCUGCAGAUCAGAGGAUGGGAAGAGCUGGUAGAGAGGGACCAGGAUUUUGUUAUCGUUUAUACACAGAAGAAGAAUAUGACAAAAUGGAAAAAGAGACCGACCCAGAAAUCAAAAGGUGUAAUAUUGCUUCGAUUAUUUUAUUGUUGAAAGCUUUGGGUAUUGACAAUGUUUUCGAAUUUGAUUAUUUAGAUGCUCCUUCAAGAAAUUUAAUAAAAAGAGCGAUGGAACAAUUAUUUAUUUUAAAUGCACUUGAUAAUCAAGGAAAAAUUAAAGAUCUUGGUAAAAGAAUGGCAGAGUUUCCACUUGAACCUACAUUUUCUAGAGUUCUUAUUGCAUCUCAGUCUAUGGGAUGUAUCAAAGAGGCAAUAGACAUUGUCUCAUUAUUAUCAGUUGAUUCUAUAUUUUUUACACCACAAGAUCAACGUGAAAAUGCUAUGGAUAUGAAGAAAAAAUUCAUUUCACCACUUGGAGAUUUAAUAACUUAUUUAAAUGUCUUAAAAUCUUAUGAAGCACAUAAAGGUGAAGUAGAUUGGUGCGGAAGAAAUUAUAUUAAUAGAAGAAACAUGAAGCAUGUAAUCAAAGUGAGAAAACAAUUAAAUCAAUUAUGUGAUAGAAUGAAUAUGUCACCUACAAAUUCAUGUGGUGAUGAUUAUGAAAUCAUAUUAAAAUGUUUAUUGUUUGGUUUCUUUCGUCAAUCUGCAAUAUUACAACCUGAUAACAAUUAUAAAGUUAUUGUUUCAAAUCAGAAUGUGAAUAUUCAUCCAUCGUCAACAUUAUUUAAUAAAAAAAUUGAAGUUGUAAUGUAUGCUGAAUUGGUUUUGACAUCAAAGCCAUAUAUAAAAAAUGUAUCAGCAAUACAAAGUCGGCCUGACCCUUUCGGAAUCUAG
Messenger RNA from Diversispora eburnea, 1896 nucleotides. NCBI's taxonomy places the organism in Eukaryota, Fungi, Glomeromycota, Glomeromycetes, Diversisporales, Diversisporaceae. The record is from the annotation of a GenBank genome assembly.